Cricetulus griseus (Chinese hamster) is the source of this 376-nucleotide messenger RNA. Lineage: Eukaryota; Metazoa; Chordata; Mammalia; Rodentia; Cricetidae. The record is from RefSeq and is a predicted model, not a curated record.
UGUGUUGUGGCGGAAGUGGGAGCUUUCUUGGAGCAGCUGGUGCCGAGAGAAGCGGGACCAGCAAAGAUGAUUCAGGCGAUUCUGGUUUUCAACAACCAUGGGAAGCCGCGGCUGGUCCGCUUCUACCAGCGUUUUCCAGAAGAAAUUCAACAGCAGAUUGUUCGAGAGACUUUCCAUCUGGUCCUCAAGCGAGAUGACAACAUCUGUAAUUUCUUAGAAGGUGGAAGUCUCAUUGGUGGUGCUGACUACAAACUGAUUUACCGGCACUAUGCCACCUUGUACUUUGUAUUUUGUGUGGAUUCCUCAGAGAGUGAACUUGGGAUCUUGGACCUCAUCCAGGUAUGUGUAGUCAUCAAAUAAUGAAAGCAACUUUAGA